GUUGACAUGGCGCCUAUGGUUAUGGAACAAGCAGUGUGUACAACAAAAAGAGAAAAGUGACCUGCAGCGUUAGAUUACUGCACGUAUUCGGGUAAUACCAACACUCUGUUUAUAAACCACUUGUUUCUGUGGGUGAUCAUUUGAUCUGCAAAGAAAUAUAAUGAUCUAAUUAAGCCUAACUAACCUAAUUAGAUUAAAAGAUCUUGUGGAAUGAAAAGUUAGUCAUCACGUGCAUCGUAGAGUGACCAGUGUGUUCAUUUCCGUUGUUAGACUGGUCAGUGAAUAUCACAGUGUUUCUUUCUCUUCAAUGCUGCAGUGUUAUUUUUAAGUUUAAAGAUCUAGUAAGGAAUGGAGGCUGUGCUGCAAUCUCCAAACACUUUCUCCAAGAAUGUGAAGAAAAAGACAAUCUUACCUCUGAGCCAACUGGUGGAGGAAACCAGGAGGACUUCCAGAGUCUCUCAUCACCUUCUUGAAACUAGCAGUUUUGCCAAGGUUAAGAGCAAUAAUGUUGUUGUGGCUGAACCAUCAGAACUGCAUUUUAGUGGGUUUGAAGUGGGAAAGGAGUACAAAAAGGUUGUGAAACUUAUCAAUAUUUAUCCUGAGGUGAUCCAUGUCCACAUUCUUCCUACUCAAACCAAGUACUUUCGAACAGAAUGUACACAAAAGAGUCGGCUAGCCCCAGGACUCGCUCACACUAUAACUGUGCACUUCAGUCCAGAUGAAUGGCGCUACUUUUUCGACAGCAUCCGGAUUCACUGCAAGGGGGAGGAGAACUUGCUGAUUAAUAUUCAUGCUUAUCCUGUCAUUGAUGAUCUUGAGAUCCCAUCUCAAAUAAAUCUGUUUCCUGUGCCAUUGGGACAAAGCUCCACCUGUGUGAUUCCUCUGAGCUGCAGUUGUCCAGUAGACUUUGAGUUCCAGAUGCACUGCUUAAAGUCCCAUGAGGCGUUUACCGUAUAUCCUUUGUCAGGAAUCAUCCCAGCCAAAGGGAAGACAGAUGUAUCAGUGACAUUCCUACCACAGCAGUAUGGAAUGGCUGAAAUCACUCUACAGCUGGUCAUCUCUCAGUUCAACUCAAAACCCUUUAUCUGCACAUUUACUGCAUCCUGCUCUCCUAAUCUGACUCUAAACCAACAAAGAGAACAUGAAGAGAAUGCUGAAACUGCCAAAGAUAUCCAAACAGAAAACGUUAUGUUCCUUGUUCCUCCCAAACAAAGGGCUAAAUUGCCACCAAAAAUAGAGAAGCACACUAAAAAGAAGAUAAAAUCAGACCCAUAUACACAGAGCUCUGAUGUAGAUCUUUCAAAACACAGACUUGCUAAAAUGCUCAUUCAGCGGCAAGACAAAAUGAGCUACAAGGACCUCAGAGAGGCCAUGUCCCAUACCAAGUCUGCAAACCAGACAAGACAGAUGAAGGAGGCUGCAUUUGAAAAUCAAGUUCGAAUAAAUGCCCAAAAAAUGAAUCAACUUCAGUGGCAGGUACAGCUAGGUGACGAUUUGUUCUCAGCAGAACAGAAAAUACAGAUUCUGAAGAAACAGGAAGUUGCAGCUUCUGAGUAUAUGAUGAAGAAGGACAUGGAUGGCAGUGAGAUGGAUGUUAACCAGAUUUUUCCAAAACUGUCAUCUCAUCGUGUUGUCCGUUGUGCAGGACAGCUCCCUGACUGCACUCCGGUGUUCUACAUUUAUGGCAGUAGCCAACUGGAGGUCAGGAGGAGAGUGCUUAGACUCUUCCAACAAACUGUUCGUAAGAUCAUUCUGCAGGUUCGUAUGAAUAAGAGGCUGCUUCUUUUGCAAGAACUAGCUUCCAGUACAAAGAUGCAAGUCAGGGGAGCAAAAAAUAAAGACAUGAAUGAAAAGAAACAACUCUUAAAUCUGGCAUCAGAAAAGCUGCAGCCCUUCAUAUCACCCAUCUUUCCUUCUACAAGCCACCCUGACCAACUUCUCACUAAUAAAAUUGGAAAUGUUCAAGUGGGGUUGCUUGAAAAAAAUGUGACUACCACCAUACCUUUUUUUAAUCUAAAGGUUCCUCAGCACUACAAGCUAAUGGGUUAUCAGGAAGUCAGUGUGUACGAUUUCAAAGAGUUUUUUGCCUGCAGAAACCAGAGUAGAGAAUUACGCACUGGAGCAGAGAAUGAACUGCUGCCCAUAGUGGUGUCUCCUGAUUUAAACUCCGAAGAGAAGGAGCUGCAGGGAGAGGAGAGAUCAGAGUCAGACCUCAACCACAUGUUCUUUUUCAGGACUCCUCAUAAUGUGUUGAAGCCACAAAAUGUCCACCCUCUCAGGAUAUUUAACCCUGCUCCGAGUGUGUAUGCCUUCAGACCAACCCCAUUAUACCUUGAGAGUGACCCAGAGUUCCACCUUUGUCCAAUGACAAGACACACCUUCUGCAAAAACCACGCUGUGGGAGUCCAUACCAACAGAACCCAAAAGAAGUUUUUAGACAGAGAGGACAUUAUAAAAGGAACCAUGAUAUGGAAGAAGUUUCCCUGUCUGGCACUGAAUACCGUUUCCUCUUUUCCAACACAAACCAGCAGUUGGACCCCAUACAUCAGGUGUGACCCUUUCAGUAGUUUGGUGCUGCCCCUGGAAACCCCAGCAUCACUGAAGGACCUUCCUGACAACAUCAGAGCAGAAAUUUCUUUUGGAGAGGCUGAAGAUACAGGAGUCAGUCUGAAUCCUGACAUGGUUCAAGCUGAGUUUAUGGCAUUUGAAAAUUCACCUUUCAAAACUUUGAAAGAAGACUCCAUUAAGGAUGACCGGUCUUUGGGAUCUGACUGGUUGGCUACUGUCUCAUCAAUCAAGCCAUCCUUCAUCAAAAUGGCCUUACCUUUUUCCUCCAGAACGGUCUUGGCUUCUGGAUAUUCAAUCAGGGCCUCCAUGAGGUCAUCUUUUGAGAGGGUGAAGAGGUCAGAGUAACCCACACUACGGAUGUUGGCAGUCCUACGAUUCCCAGCUUUACUGCCCUUGAUGCCCAAGAUACUGAUCUCACCAAAAUAUGCACCAUCACUUAGUACAACAAACUGUGUUAUGCCAUCAUCUGCUACAACAGCCAGAUUACCUUCUUUAAUAAUAUACAUCUCACGACCAAUAUCACCCUUCUUGCAGACAUAGUCUCCAGGGCCGAAGACCUGUAGCUGGAGCUUGAGCACUAGCUCGAUGAGCAGUCCUGCUUCACAAUCCUGAAAAAUACGCACCUUGCUCAGUGUUUCCAAAUGAACACUGAUGGCAAUCUCUGCCUUCAGUUUAUCUGGUAGGUAUUUAAGAACUUCCUUUUCAUUACCAAUCUUGUCUGCUCUCCAAAGGUAGUCAAACCACUUGACAACACGGACCUCUAGAUCUUUGUUGACCUUCCGGAACUGCAUGUACUGCUUAAUAGAGUCAAUCUUGGCUUGAAAUUGAGCACGUAAAGCAUUCAUGUUGGAUAUCAUGGCACCAACAUUACCAACAAUAGUGGCAAAAAUUAGCACACCAAUGAGAAAAUCAGCAACAACAAACAAAUACUCAAUAUCUGUUACAGGUGCUGGGGUUUCUCCAAUAGUAGUAAGGGUCAGUGUGGACCAGUACAGGCAGUAGGUAUACUUCAUAGACAGGCGGCCAUACUUAGGAUCACUAAUGUUAGGGUAGACCCAGGCAUCAGUCCCAAAGCCAAGUGUUUUGGAGAUAGCAAAAAAGAUGCAGGCAUUCCAAUGGAUAAUGAUUAAAAUAUAUAGGACAAGGUUGCCAAUUCUAAAUAUAUUUGGAAAGCUGGUCCUUGUCUCAGUCCUGUAAAAAAACUCAAAAAGACGAGCCAACUUGAAAAGGCGAUUGAAUCUCAGCUCUGGACUGUCAAUGCCAAAUUGUAACAUUAAUAAAUCUGUUGGUAUCAUGCUUAUCAGGUCACAUUUGAACUGGGGUGUCUGUUUGUAGCGAUCCCAAAGCUUCUUUGAAUCUCUGACCAGCAGACCUUGCUCCAGAAAUCCUGGUAAAACAUAUAUCAUGAAAAUUUACUUUAAUAAAACAUAUUCUAUUUAGUAAUGUAUAGUGUUAUUUUAGAUUACAUUAAAGGAAUGCAUGCACAAAUAUGCUAUGUGGUUUACCUGUUCUGGAUCUUAUAAAAGUGUCAGUGUAGUAGAUAACAUCUGAAGUAUAGUCCAGUGCUACCCAGAGCAUAGUGUAAUCUGUUUGGAGUUCAUUGAAACAGGAUCUAAAAUAUAAUAAUUUUAUUUUUAAAAAGUCUACCUCUAUAAUUUCAUACCAUGAAUUAUAUGUCCUCAUCAUGCCUCAGUGAGUAGUUUUUUGUCAAACACCAAGUCCUCGAAAGUACUAACAUCAAAAAGCUGUGGCUGAACAUGCCCCUAUGCUGGUUAAUACUCUUCUUAUUGCGAAGUAGCAGGGGUAGAUGAGAUUAAGCCAGAAAUGUUAGAGACACUGCAGAUUGUUGGAUUGUCUUAGUUGUCUUGGGAAUGUCAGGAUCCUCUAAGAGGAGCUAAAAUCUGUGGCUGGGCAUAAAGACGUUUGGGUUGAUAAUGCUGCAACUCCCACCAAGUGGAAGAGAAUAAAUGAAUGAAUUUCUCAUAGAGCAUAUAAUCUUACAAAUAACUAGCGAUGAAAGCUGAAGAGUAGAAUGGCAUUUUAGUAAAUAAAGUAAUUAUAUUGACUGGGUCUAUAAGAGGACAUGGAGGCAUGGGUGAGCAUCACAAUAGAGGGAGAGAAGGGGAGUUGGACCGACAGUCAAUGUGUGAUGAUUCUCAAAGGCAGUGUCUUAUUACCGCCAGUCUACUUAUUUGAGUCUCUUUGUGCUUUAACUCCUGUAACUGGCAAGAGAAGAAGUGCAAUCUGUCUGGUAGAGAUUUUCUGACUGAAGUCUGCAUGAUGUAAGGAUAAACCUACUUACAGGGCUCUGAACCUCUACUAACCACAAGCCAGUUUCAUAGAUUGCCACUUUUGUACAGUGAUAUCUCUGAUGUGAGGUUUGUGGAUGGUAAUAUGUGAUCAACAGAGUGAUCAACCAGGAAAGCUUCAUGGCCCCCAAAUCUCAAGAGGCCAGCAAAUGAAAAAUCAAUGAAGAGAUCUACUGUUCUGAAAGAAAUUCUAUUAGGAAGCUUAUAAUUUCUCUCGAUGCAGGAAUUUCUUGAGCAUACAUCUCUUCUAGCACAUCAGGAAUGAUGGUGUAAAUGCUGGUUCAGAGAAUAAGCUCCUUAACAUAGUGUAUAAAUUUGGGGAUUGACAUCUACAUCUUUGUAGAGAUUUAUAAUCAAAGGCCUUUUUCUCAAGGAAAGCGUGAUCAGGACAUGUCAAGAAUGUGGGUCCACAAAGUCAUGUUGUAAGUUGGGCGGCAGAUCUGGUGGCAUAGUCUGCAGGAUUCUCUAUCCCUUGAAACAUAACACCAUUCUUCAUUGUUCAUGAAUCCAAGAGGAUGAUAAACACUGUUUAGAAUGGAUAGAAUACCUCAUUGUGUGAAAGCCUUCUACUCAUCAGUGACUCUAAAGGAAAUUAGAUUUGAAAUUAGAUAUCAGAUUUGAGAUGAGGCUUAUGGCUGGGUUAUUUUUCACAAAAGUGUUUUGCUUUUUUUUUGAGGUCUGGUCCAUAUAACAAAACAUCCUAGAGGAACACAUCUUAUAUAAAGUGCUGACAAGCUCACAUCAGGCAAGGAGUCUUAACAUUUUUUUUGUUAACUGUUAAAUUGGCCUUAAUAAAAAUAUUGAAAUGUAUGGCCCUCAAAGGGAGUAGCAACAUGGUCAUCAUUUUGCCCAUGUCUUGGUGGUAGAAUGCAUCCUUACGAUAAAGAAUUGAGCUUUCUGAUAGCCUGAUAGUGGAGGCAGAUUGCAUUAUUAGAAAGAGGGAGGCUGCAUUUUAAAUGAUAGUGAGCGAUAAUGUUGCAGCAGCUCUGUAUGCUCAAACAUUAUCUGAUGUGAGAGUGAAUCUGUCCGGGAAGCAAAGUGCUAAUCUUCAUGAGCCUGCUCCUCAGUGUAUUGGAUUGAUGGGCAUUGUGUUCGGCAGCUCACAGCUAUCCACUACUGACUCAAAAGCUUCUGUUUCAACUAUGACAGCAUCAGUGUUCCUUUUCAAUUUCAACAUCUCCAUUAAUGACUCUUGUCAAUAAUGGCUCGCUAGGAUGAUGAGGUUUAUAGGACCGGAUCAGCCAUGUUACAGCAGGAAACUUAUCUAUAACAGUUUAUUCUUUACUAUUAUAACCUAUUUUAUUAUCAUUGGUAAAUAUUGUAAAUAAUUUAUAAGUAUAAGGAAGUUUGUUAGUUUGCCUCUGUAAGGAUUUUGUAAUAGGCCUACAUAUGCGAUAUGAAGCUGUCACUUCAGUAAUAUUGAGGUACCUAGUAAGCAACUAAGUGAGCAAACACUAAUUUUGUAAACCUGAUUUUGGAAAAAUCCUACAGAACCCAUAUAAUUUUUCACACACAUUUUAGAACCUUUUACACAUUUACACCACUGGCAGCUAGUUUUUAAAAUGGGGAAGCAUAGGUGUCUGGUGAACUGGAAUAGGCAGAAUGUUGAUGCUGGAACUGGUGUAUAACUACAUUUAUCUCAAUUUUCUCAUGUUCUGUAUCAUUUAGUUCCAGUCAAUACCAAGCCUUUUGAUUACUGUUUGUCCCCUUAUUUUUUUUUUGUUGUUUUGUUUUGUGAUUCUGCCUAGUCCAGUUCACCAGACAUCUAUGCUUCCCCAUUUUAAAAACUAGCUGCCAGUGGUGUAAAUGUAUAAAAGGUUCUAAAAUGUGUGUGAAAAAUUUGCAGCAUAGAUAUUAGUGAUUAGUGACAUUAUUAAAUACAGGGCAGUUAACAUCUUUGUGGAAUGUGGUGGCAGUGUUUUGCAGUUUUUGUGUGGUCAGAAAGAUGCUUGUGCAAGCUUUUAAUUCACCUGGUCACAAGCAUCAUUAGAUUGUAGAAAGCAGGCACUGCCAUAAUGAUGAGCCAGUAAUAAUAUAUAUUUGUAGCCGGGUCCAUGAUCCAAGGAUCGUUUCUGAAAGAAAAUAUUAACAUAUUCAGCUCUGUUUCAGUUUAGCUAGUGCAACAUGCUAAGAUACUAAAAUAGCCUACUGCUACAUCCUCAGUCUGAACCCAUCAACCCCAUCUGCUUACAUUUUUUUUAUGUUCUUUUGGUUGUGUUCUUUGUCAUCUUUCUUGUCAUCUUUGUCAUUCUUUCUUUCAUCUUGCUUGUCAUCUUUCAUGAGCUCCUUGUCAGUCUUUUUACUAAAUAAGAGUAUGUCAUGACAUAACAUCAUUAUAAUCUUUAUAAUAUAUGUAAUUUCCAAUUGUUUUCAAAACAUUUUCCUCACUUACAGGUCAGUGUUGUUGCAGUUGUUCAUAUUUAAUGUAUCAAUGACCAGUGGCUGGUAUUCUUGUUGAAUAUAUCUGAAAGUACCAAAUUAUAUUUCUGUUUAAACCAAGUUAAGAAUUUAUUUAACAUAUUUGUGUGUAUGUGUGUGUGUGUGGCCUAUCCUGACUCAGUGUCCACUUGAUGGGUUAAUUCAGACCUGUUGCUGGCACAUGAACACUCGGUGCAGAUUUUGGCCAUUUUCUUUUUUCCUUACUGCAACACAGAUGAAAUAAGUUUGAUGGUUAUGGAGGAGCUGCAGGAUUAAGUUAAACUACAGCUAAGAGAUUUCAAUAAAAUCUAGACGUGACACCAGGAACGGCUACCAUACAGCUAAAACAGAUCUAUUACUAUUUUUUUUCAAGGUAGUAUUCCAGCUUGCUACAUACACUGUGCUUGUUUUUACACCCCUGUAGCCUAUCCUGAUAAAGAAAUAAAUUGAUUAUAUGUUUAAAUAUUUACUACACCUAAUGUAAUAUAAGUGAUAGGAUAUGAUGAAAAGCCUGCUUUUUUAUGCAGAAUGAAUCAUUCAGUAGAAAGACAAAGCAAAUCAAUAGCCUCAUAUUGACUGAUAUUAGUAGAUACAGCAUACUGAACAGAUACCCAGAGGAAACUAAAGGGUUAUGUUAGCAAAGAAUACUGACAUAUUCUUUGCUAAAAUAACCACAAAUGAAGCCUUAAUCAAUUCCAGUAAAAAGCAUUUAUCAGGGGACUGAAAGGUUUACAAGCUUCCUCACAAAUCUACAGUAAUUAGUUUGAUAAAAAAAAAGUCAUUCAAGCAAGCAAACAAAAAAUCACACUUGAGAGCAAUGUUUGUGUCUAUUAUAAAAUUAAUUGGCUCAAUCAGAAUAUAACAGUACCCACUUAUUACUGCACACACACACACACACACACACACACACACACUGAUCAGCCACAUUAAACAUUAAACAUUAAAACCACUAACAGUUGAAGUGAAUAACAUUGAUUUUUCUGAUUACUCAGUGCUUAGAAUUUAUUUUCAAAGUGGCCUGUGAGACCCUGGUUUCCUCUGCUAACCUCAGUAAUGGAGCUAAACUGCAUUGGCUCACUGACAGCAGACUGAAAUUGGAACCUCAGACUAAGAUUGGUGUCUAAUGUAUACAUUAGCUCCGCUUCAAAGGGGAUAAUGAGUGUGAAUGCUAGAUUCAUGCUCAAGUGGUCAAAUGCACUGGUUCUCUAAAGAGUCAGGAUGUGUAUCAGUUUUAUUCCUAAUGCCUUGGCAUUGAUCAUCUCAGAAAGGUUAUUGUUGGAAUGGAUGGUUCAGGUUCUUUCUAUCUAAUUCCUGAGAUGUUUAUUAAGGAUGGGCUUGAGAGGAGACUGUAUAGGCCAGAGAAGCAAUGCAAUCUCACUGCAAUGUAUUUGUGAGCAGUCAGCAAUAAUACUGUUAAUGCCAGAAUUAUUGGCACUACUAAUUUGUCACCAUUUUGUAUAGUGGGUUUGGUGCUUUUCCAUACUUCGAAUGCUAGCAUGAAAACUCUGGCUUUCCCCAUUUUCAUUCCAUCCUUUGUAGAGCAAUGGACACUAUCGCAGGUUCUGAAUUUCCAGUUUUCUCUUUCAUCAUUUUUAUUUCAGUAAGAUUAAGAUAAAGAUGCCUUUAAGGAUAUUAACAAGCAGAUUGGUACAUGCUACAUACAGCCUUUUAUGGGUUAACUAUAUUGUACCUGAGAGGCAAGGAGAGGUAAUCAGGUUGGAGAGGCCAUCAGAAAGUUUGGACAUUAGAUGAAGAUUUUCAUGUAUCUAACAGUUCCUACAGAAAUGUAAAAGUUUAGGUACCAGACAGUUCACAUGCUCUGUAUGACUGAGUGCAUAUCAUUUGCAGAAGAGUUAACAUUUGAAAGCAUAAAAGGUCUGUGUACUAGAGGCUCUUGCAUUUAAAAAAGUUACCUGCAGUGCUGGUUCAUAGUCUUUGGCCUCCACAUCCCUUAGAGAGCCCACAUUCUUAAGUGUAGGUCAAGUUUGCCAAAUCAAUCUGAGACAGUACAUCUUACUCAAGGGAAAGCUGUCAAGUCAUCCUGUCCAUUAAUGAGGUUAGGAGAGGAAACCUCAUGGGUCUCAUGUUUGCAGAAUCAUUGUUAAAGGAGGAAAUACAUACAGCUAGUCAUAGGCCUGUGUAUCCUGACCUAUUGGACUGUCCUGCUCUGUCAGGGAUUUUCAUAAUCGACAUUGGGGUGGCAUAAUAUUAGCAAAGAGGUUUACAUGUGCACUACCAAACAUGUCCCUUUGACUUUAACAAUAACAUUGUUUUCUGGUGCCAGUUUGAAUAUUUCAGAAACUGUUGAUCUCUUGUGAUGAGAACGUUCUGUGUGAGAAAUUCCUUGUUGAUUAGAUAGGCCAGAAAAGCAAUGGGCAGAUUGGUUCAGGUUACCAAGAGGAUAUAAUAACUCACAUACUCACUCUUUACAACCUUGCCCAUGAUAGACUGUGAUGGGGGAUUCUUCUGGUGCUGCCCAUCCACUUUAAGGUUUGAUGUGCUAUGCAUACUGGGAUGGUUUUCUUCUCACCAUGGUUGUACAGAGUGAUUAUUUGAGUUACCUGUCAGCUCAGGCCAGUCGAGUCACUCUCCUUAGAUGAUCUCUCUUCCAGGAGCUCAGCAGUUUCUGAAAUCCUCAAACCAGCCCAUCUGGUACCCAGAACAAUUUCACAGUUAAAGUCACUGCCACUGAGACAUUUUCCCCAAAUCUGAUGUUUGAUGUAAACAUUAACUGAAGUUUACAUUUACUUAAAGUGCAUUCUGAGUAUAAACUGCAUGCAUACAAUUAUGCUUGAUUAUUUCUCUUUAAUUUUUAUUUAUUUAUAGGUUUAGCUGUCUAGAUUUUUUCAGUGCAAUAGAACUAACUAAUUCGCAGCUUACUGGGAAAAUGCUACUUUUUUUGUCAAACUGAUUUAGAAAAAAAUCCAGUCCAUUUAUUAUCUCUUUUCUGACAGCUAGGUGGGGCGACCUUUUCUUGGCUGUCUGAACACCUGAGACACUGGUUGUCUUACAAAGGUUUACCUACUAACCACAUAUUUGAUUACUAUUAACUACUGACAAUUUUUUAGAAAGGAAAACAUGGCACAUAUUGCCAGAUCUUGACUUUCCAUAGUUUUUGCACACACACACACACACACACACACACACACACACACUCUCUCUCUCUCUCUCUCUCUCUCUCACUCACACACACACACACAACCAUUUAUAACAACAGUAAUUUUACUUAAAAAACACAUUAAUACAUACAUUUUACAUUAAUAGGCAAUGGUUUUACAGUAAAAGACUGCUAACAUGUAGCCUUAAUUCUUUGUAUGCUAUAUGUUAUGUGAGUUCUGAACAUUUAUAACUACACUAAUUGUUAUUUUGGAAGUAAAGAAAGCAUGAGAAGUAAUGUGCAUACACAAAUUAAAGAAACGUUUACUUUUUCUUUUUUGGCCAUGUAUCUGGUCAGAAAUUUCAUUACAACUCAGUGUGAACUGAAUGUUUUAAAAUGAAUGUUUAUAAUAUGACAUACAUAUAACACACACAGUUACUGGAAAGGCUGCAUGAAGACUUACCCAGCUGAGUAAAACAGUUCUUUGGUAGAAGUUAAAUGGUUGUUCCAAUGUAUUAAACUUCAGUCUCCAGUUGUUAAUGCAUGUAGUUUUCUUUACACCUCAUUCCUGGUGGAGUCCAUACUAAUGUAUAUGGAAUCUGUUUUCAGUAGUCCCUUGUGUUGUUGUGCUCUGCUGCCAUGUGUGAGGUGGAGGUGAUUCCCCCUCCUUAUAUAUAGUGCACCGUGAUGAAUCUAAGCCUGGCCUUUCCAUGACCAACAACCUUACACAAUGCUCCAUGUAUGAAUAUUUAUACAUUUUUAUCUUCAUGCAACUGCUUAUUACAGAAAAACGUUUGCUUGGAAAAAAGGUGUUACCAGAAACUAUAUAUGUUUCUAGCAUCUAUGUUGCAGCUACAACUAUUUUUAAUAUUUGUUAAUCCACCCCCAAAAAAAGGUUGUAUUAAGAAACACACACACACACACACAUUGUCCAAAAUCCAUAGUUUUAUUCAAAGCAAAUACCAAUUUCUGUUUCUGUUUCUGUUUAGGUUCUGUUUUAGUCUAAAAAUAGAUUCAGAUGAGUGCGAAUAAUUUGGUCAGUACUUUGGUCAGUAAUUUGGUCUGUACUUACUAUGAGCUUAACCUGCUGUACAAGUUUGCAAGGCUUGUUUAUAGACCCUGUUGAAAAGUCAGCAAUAAUUUCCCCACUAAUGUGUGCAGGUAAUUGCUUGUGUCCCUUGACUCCUUAAACUGAUUGGCUCCUCUGAGAUCCCAUGUUGUUUAACUUGGACAGAGUCACUUGUCACUACAUGUCACUAUCUGUACAUGGCACUACCUCACUGACUUGGUGGUGCUUUUGUUGCUUUUAAUUAUUGCUUUUAUUGAUGGACCUGCAAAUCCAAUACCUUUAAAAAAUGAAAGAAAUCAGCAUGGCAGAAGUGUAGCUUAUAUUUUGGCAGAGCUCAAUAUCGUUCCAUAAAAAUUAGCGAUACUUUAAUUAAAAUUAAAUUAAAUACUUUUUAUUCUGUUAUUUGUACACAAACACCAACCAGUCUAUCGGCUAUUUCCUGAAUAUGUCAACAGUUUAUGGUUGAUGAUGUUGAGCAAAUCUACCUACACCUUAUAGACUAUGUCAGCAUGUCCCAAGUCUUAAGUCUGCUAUUUGGACUAAUCAUAUACCUUACGAUUCAAGUCAAGUCAAGAAGCUUUUAUUGUCAUUUCAACUCUAUAUAGCUGAUGCAGCACACAGUGAAAUGGUGCAACAUAAAACAAUACACAGCUACAUAAGACAAAAAACAAUACAGAGCUAAGGACUAAGGAGUAAUUCGUCCUAGCCACAUAAAGUGCUUUCUUAUCUUGUAAGGUAAUUAAAAGUAAUUUGGACAUUUUGACAUCAGUUGAUCAUGCUGCUUCAUGACAGUCUAGAAUUCUAAUAUUGAACUAAAUAAUCUGUUACAUAAGUCACAUAAUUAACUUUGGAGCAAUGAAAUUACUAUUACACAUGUAUAUCAAUAGAAAAUAUAGGAACUGUUUUAGUAUUAGAGUAUUAGUGUUAGAAUUGAGUGGACAACAAAAUAAAUUCUUUGACUUUCAAAUGUCUUUAGCAGCAUGUCUUGCCAAGAAGGUAAUCCUUCUGUAAUAAUACUUGAUUAAUUUUCUGAUACCUGAUACCUUCAAUAAAUAUUUUAAUGGUCCAAUUCCUGCUUGUCUGUACUUGCUGUAGUGAACUACACAUGCACAACAACUAGAGCCCUCUGGUGGUCAUUGUUUGGUUUAUUGUGAAAAUUGUGAAUUUGUGCUGAAGAGAGAGAUGGUUC
Hemibagrus wyckioides is the source of this 12650-nucleotide messenger RNA. RefSeq names its product cilia and flagella associated protein 221 (gene cfap221). Gene Ontology annotation, biological process: cilium assembly; cilium movement. Bases 349 to 2913 code for a protein of 854 amino acids. Lineage: Eukaryota; Metazoa; Chordata; Actinopteri; Siluriformes; Bagridae. The record is from RefSeq and is a predicted model, not a curated record. The transcript is spliced from 23 exons. Gene Ontology annotation, cellular component: cilium.